AUGGUCAAGAAACUAAUUGAGUAUACACAUCAACAACUUAAACAUGCAGGAACUCAAGUUGUGAUGAAUAAUCUGAGAGAAACAUUUUGGAUACUCACAUGCAGAACGGCUGUACGGUUUGUAAUAAAUAGUUGUUGGACGUGCAGACGUUAUAAAGUCAAGAGAGCAGAAACCAUUCCCGGCUGUUUACCAAAGGAACGCGUAAAAGAAGCUAACGUUUUUGAAGUCUUAGGCAUUGACUACAUUGGACCUUUAUUUCUGAAGAAAGGACAAAAAGCAUGGAUUUGUUUAUUCACUUGUGCUAUUUAUCGAGCAAUCCAUUUAGAACUUACAACGUCCCUUUCGACAGAAGCCUUUUUACAAGCUUUACGUAGAUUCAUUGCGAGAAGAGGUAAACCAUCUGUUAUUUACACGGAUAACGGAACUAAUUUCGUAGGAGCCCGGAAUCUACUCAAAAGAAUUGAUUGGGAAAAAGUAAAGCAGUUUACUACUAGUCAAAAAAUAGAUUGGCGGCUCAAUCCUCCCUCUGCGGCCUGGUGGGGAGGAUGGUGGGAACGACUAGUAAGGAUAGUAAAAGACUUGUUGAAACGAACACUAAAGAAAGCUUGUUUAUUCUACGAGGAGAUGAACACCGUCUUAUGUGAUAUCGAAGCUGUCAUUAAUUCACGGCCAUUAACAUACCUAGCAGAAGAUACGACGCAGUUAAGAGCGCUGACACCAAUAAUGUUCGUGCAAGAAAUUCCCCGGAACGACGUGUCAGAUUUGGACAAGAUAGACGUCAACCUCAACAAACGCAUAAGGUAUUGCCAGAAAUUACGGGAUGAACUACGCCAGCGUUUCCAGUCAGAAUAUUUAGGACAAUUGUCAAGACAGAACGCUAAAAACAGUAACGCUUCGAUAAAAGUUGGAGAUAUCGUCCUAGAUAAUAUUAUAAGAGUGGCCAAAGUAAAGACUGCCACUGGGGAACUUAUACGUCUCAUUCAGCGUUUAUAUCCUUUGGAGGUGACGGAAGAAACGGAACAGAGUUUGGACGAAGCAGAUCAAACCGAGGACAACGAACACGAACCUACCACACAAACUGUUUCGAGAGCGGUUCGUACUAGAAGCGGACGAUGUGUCAGAGCUCCGGAGAGAUAUGGAUAUUAG
Molecule: messenger RNA, 1146 nt
Organism: Solenopsis invicta (red fire ant)
Lineage: Eukaryota; Metazoa; Arthropoda; Insecta; Hymenoptera; Formicidae
Exons: 2
Coding region: 1-1146 (381 amino acids)
Biological process (GO): DNA integration
Molecular function (GO): nucleic acid binding
Source: RefSeq, a predicted model, not a curated record